Clarias gariepinus (North African catfish) is the source of this 2756-nucleotide messenger RNA. RefSeq lists its product as uncharacterized. Bases 66 to 2756 code for a protein of 896 amino acids. The record is from RefSeq and is a predicted model, not a curated record. Lineage: Eukaryota; Metazoa; Chordata; Actinopteri; Siluriformes; Clariidae. The transcript has 2 exons.
GCCUCGUUCGUUAAUUUUGAGAUGGCGGAUUCGCCUCGCUUCACACUACAAUUUCAAGUGAAAUAAUGGACUGGAAGUGCAAAUUGUGUAUAAACGUCUAUCGUUCCAGAGUCCACCUCCUCAGACACUACAGAGUAAAGCACAGCAUCUGCUCUAAAGUAAAUCCACUGCCAUGUGUCUAUCCUGAUUGUCCCUGCACAUUUCCAACACACAGUGCACUCAAAACUCACUUUCAUAGAAACCAUGUAGUAGAUACUGGUACAUGUCAAAGUCAGACAAACAUUUCAUUUAAAUGCAGUCUGUGUACACUAGAACAAUCCAUUUCUGAAGAUGCUCUGUUUAAUCACCUCAGAGCCCAUUUAAAAAGUCAUGAGACUGUUGUUUGCCCAUAUAAAAGUUGCAAUUACAGCACCAAUGUCUAUUCUUCUUUCAACGCACACAAAAGUAGGGUACACCAUGGUGGUUGUCUGUCCGAUUUACAAGAGGGUGUUGGCUAUUCAGAUACCCAGCCUCUCUUUUUUACUUCUGAUACAUGUGAUGUUUCAGAGGAACCUGAAAGUAACACAAAUGAUGAUAAUGGAGACAUAGAGGACAUAGAUGAUGUUAAUGCAUUCAGAAACCAGCUAAAACAUAAUGUUGCCUCUUUAUUUUUAAAGAUGCAGGCGAUUCUUCAUAUUUCUAACAUGGCUACGAAUGAAAUCAUUGAAGACCUCAGUGAUAUAUAUGUAUUAUCACAGCCAUUGAUCAGGAAAACGGUUAGUGAUGUUUUGCAGAAACAUGGCUGCAAUAUCAGUGCAGUUACAAUGGAUGAACUGGUCAGUGCUGUCAUGGAUUGCAAUGUUCUGUUCAGUGUGACCUCUGAAGGUGCAGAAUUGUCUUCUUUUAAACGCAGAAAGACAUUCAUUGAGCAAAACUAUCCAGUUGUAAUGCCAUUGCAAUAUGACUUGCAGCAGUCUGGAAAUUUUAGUACAUAUGUUCCAGUCCUAUCAAUGAUUCAAUCGCUGUUUCGAAAUUCUGACAUCCUCACCAAGAUCACUGCAGAAAAGUCUGAGGUUGGUUGUUAUAAAUCUUACGUUGAUGGAACUUAUUACCGUGAAAAUGAGUUGCUGUCUGUUGAAGAACUAAGACUAUCGUUGCAGCUAUAUGUCGAUGAUUUAGAAAUCGCCAAUCCUUUAGGGACAGCUCGCAAAAUUCACAAGUUGUGUGCUGUGUAUUGGACUCUAGCCAAUUUACACCCUAAGUAUCGCUCAGCACUACAUUCCAUUCAGUUAGCUGUGCUUUGUAAAGUGACAGACAUCCAGACAUAUGGAUACCCUACUAUACUAGCACCACUGUUGCAUGAUCUCCAAACUCUUGAAUCAGAUGGUGUGUUUAUUGACUCAGUCGGUCAUAACAUCAAAGGAACAGUAUUUUGUGUUUCAGCAGACAAUUUGGCUGCUCACAGAUUAGCAGGCUUUGUUGAGUCCUUCAGAGCAGGAAAUAUUUGCAGAUUUUGUUUGGCUACCUCUGAGGAAGUGCAGGUUAGUGCGGUCAGUGAUGGGACAUUUGUCCAAAGAACUAAAACCGAGCAUGAUCUUCAUGUUCAAAGUGUAAUGCACAAUGACUCAGUUGACAGUCUCUAUGGAGUGAAGAGAAACUGUGUUCUCCGUCAGUCACUAACACAUUUCCAUCCAAUUACUGGUUUCCCGCCAGACAUACUUCACGAUCUAUUGGAGGGUAUUGUACCAACUGAGUUAUGUCUGUGCAUUAAAGAGAUGAUUCAACUAAAACACUUUACACUAGAAUGGUUGAAUCAAAAGAUAAUGUCAUUCCCUUAUCAGUUCUCAGAUAAGGUAGAUAAACCUAAGCCCUUACCAAAAACAUUCAUGUCUAAAGGUACCAUAGGAGGCAAUGGGCAUGAAAACGCCACCUUACUGAGAUUGCUUCCUUUACUUAUAGGAAAUGCAGUUCCUGAGACAAGUGGUCCAUGGGCAGUGCUAAUGGAGCUAAAGGAUUUGGUUGAAUUGGCAAUGUGUCCGUUGUUCACAGAGGAAAUGUUAGAUUAUCUGCGAUGCAAAAUUGACGAUCAUAGACAAACACUGAAAGAAGUAUUUCCUGAAUGCAGACUACGACCCAAACACCAUUACGUAGAGCAUUAUGCUGAUCUUAUUAAGUGCUUUGGACCCUUGGUUCAUCUUUGGACAAUGCGGUUUGAGGGGAAGCAUCGCUUCUUUAAAAGAGUAGUGCAUGAUGCUCAGAAUUUUAAAAACAUUCUCAAGACUAUGGCAGUCAGACACCAAUACAUGAUUGCAUAUCAUCUUAGUUCUGGCUCUUUCUUCAGACCUAAAAUUCAAACAAGUGCUGUUAACUCCAUUUCAGUGUCAUCCCUACCAGACAUUGCUCAGAUGUGCAUCAAAAAGCAGACAGACAGUGAUUCAGUUUUUAGCACUUUGAAGGUCACAGUUGAUGGUAUGGAGUAUGCCAAUGGCAUGUUUGUAUCAGUGGGAGAAAGUGGAGGAUUGCCAAAGUUUGCAAAAAUAUUGCAGAUCUACUUGGUAAAUAAUAAGGUUUCUUUCUUCUGUACUGACUAUGACUGUUGGUAUAUGGAACAUCUUCGUUGCUACGAACUGUGUCCUCCUGUAUCAGGGCCCAGUCAGUCCUUCUAUUUACACUCUCGACUAAAUGACACUGUGACUUUGUGUGCAUACAGAAUUGAAGGAUGGUUAUUGCUGACUAUAAAAAGGUUCUUACCAGUUACAAACAAUGGAGGCAUGUAA